Messenger RNA from Rotaria sordida, 1203 nucleotides. The record is from the annotation of a GenBank genome assembly. Lineage: Eukaryota; Metazoa; Rotifera; Eurotatoria; Philodinida; Philodinidae.
AUGAGUCGACAUCAAUUUAUGUCUUCACAUGGUCAAUUUCAAAUGCAUAUCCUUGAUGAUAUAACAAUGAUAAAACAGCUGGGUGUUUCAGCCAUUUUAACACAAUCCAUUCAUGUAGGUGGCGCACCUGAUGGGAAUUAUGUUCAUGGAUUUCUUGAAAGAGGUGGUCCUCUUUUUUGGACUCUCUCUGAAAUUCAAUCUCAUCGAACGUAUAUUGAUCCAAGUAAAAUUCAACUUUAUUAUUCAUCUAAAAUGGAUACCGAUCAUGGGCAGAAUAUAUGGCAACCUAUGAAACGACUUUCGGAUGGAACCUAUAAACAUACAACUCGAUGGCCUAAUGUACUUAAUGCAAUGUUUUCUAUUUAUCCAUUAUUAACUUACAGAUCAUUUGAUCGAGCAACAAUUAUGUUCAAACAUAUGGUUUUCACUGGAUUGCCAUAUAGACGAUCUCCUUGCUGGGGUAUUCAUCAGGAACCGAAAAGACUACUAAGUUAUUAUCCAUUUAAUAUCGAAGAAUAUCGACGAGCUUAUUUAACCUUUUCAGAAUGGAUAUUGAAUAAUUUCGAAUUACCUUCCAAAUUCGAAUUGACACCCAUUCAAAAGAAAUUACAAGAGAGUCAUAAAUCAGAACAAAUACCUAUCUGUUAUGAACAAUGUGAUCAAAAUCAACCGCUUAGUACAUCAUCAACAGAAACGACAUUUACUGGAGAAUAUAUUGCUGUUUUGAAUCGGGCUGGUAUUGGUCGUCGAGAAUUAAUCAAUGCUGAUGAAUUAGUACAAGCACUAUUGCAAGCAUUUCCAGAUCAUACGAAUCCUUAUCUACGUGUUUGGCCAAAACAAUUCGAUUUUAAUGAUGAUCUCUAUGAAACAGCACGUAUGACUCGAUCGAUUCGUGUUCUUAUUGGCGUUCAUGGAGCUGGCUUAUCGAAUACUAUUUUCAUGCGGCCAGGUGCGGUUGUCUAUGAAAUCACACCACCUGGUUGUCGUAUAUUGACAUUCUUUUAUAAGCGUUGGGUGGAGGUAUUCAAUCUACAACAUGCACUAUGGAGUCCCGGAGAUAAAGGUGAUGUUUGUAUACAUGAAGGAUCAAUUAGAGUAAAUGUGGAUGAAGUUGUCAGUGAUGUGAUUAAUUUAAUUCAAAAUGAAAAUCGAUAUCGAAGUGGUUAUUUAGCACGAGCACUUGAUAUUAUUAGGAAAGAAUAA